Molecule: messenger RNA, 454 nt
Organism: Cutaneotrichosporon oleaginosum
Lineage: Eukaryota; Fungi; Basidiomycota; Tremellomycetes; Trichosporonales; Trichosporonaceae
Source: RefSeq, a predicted model, not a curated record
CAGCAACGCUCUGGCUUGGGCCGCUGCCAGAGCCAGUUAAGAUGCUCAUAAAAACCUGCUGUCGGUUGUCGAACGAGCCCCAUCCUCAGCAUACGAACGCAGCCACAACAUGAAGCUCGCACUCCUCUCUCUCGCAUCCCUCGCCUCGGCCGUCGUCAUCCCAGAGUACACUCGCCAGUGGUGUGAAGGCGAGGGCACCAGCGACUACAGCCCCGUGAUACUUGAGCGCGAGAUCAACGAGUUUUGUACCAUUGCCGUGCGGGAUUUCAAGCAGGACAUGGAUCUGGGUAACGGAUAUUAUUUGCGCAUUCAAGACAGCCAGGGUGGCAGCUACGAGCCCUGCUUCGACGCAUUGACUUGGGUUCUCGAGGAGUGCGCACAGCACGGCAAGCUCGGCGAGUGGCGCCAGAAUGCCAACUACUACCGCUUCGGGAGGUACAAUGUAGCUGAAUGA